Molecule: messenger RNA, 1620 nt
Organism: Daphnia pulex (common water flea)
Lineage: Eukaryota; Metazoa; Arthropoda; Branchiopoda; Diplostraca; Daphniidae
Exons: 6
Coding region: 436-1620 (394 amino acids)
Source: RefSeq, a predicted model, not a curated record
UAUAAUAUAUAGUGACAGAGCUCUCUCGGGAACCCUUUGAAACGAAUGCUUUUUUGGUGUCUAGAACUUUACAAAGCACACAACUCUCUGUGCCAAAAGGGAAAAAAAACAGCACACGUGAAAGACACAAGAGAGAGACUCUUCCGUGGCUUUUUGGGGUAACCAAGUAUAUAUAAUACACUACUGCCGGCGUCUGCAUAAUAUUGUUAAGAGUUCCGUCAACCGAGUGAUCUUUUUCCUAUAUAGCUGUGCCGAACCCUGUGCGGAAUAUUGGCUUCCGGUUUUAUUCUAGUUGCUACUAGCGACCCGAAAGCACUUUUUUGCGGCAGUUAUUUACACCUGGAAGCAGAUUACAUCUAUACAGUGUAACCGGUAUAGGAGAUCCAGGAGCCUUGGUCGUCGUGCAGCAUCGAGCACCUCAUCCAUCAAGGAAUAAUGGACGGCGGACGGGAGAAUGGAUUCUUGGAAGACGAGGAAUUCGGUAGCGAAGAAGAACCGGACGGACAACUUUUGUUGGAGAUCAUUCGCAAGGAAGAAGACCGAGAUUUGCGCCAAUUGGUGAAACGUUUCCGCGAUCAAUGCCAACAUCAUCUGGUGCUGGACAUCACGUCCAAGGCAGACCUGGGCUGGGGUGAGCAACAAGAUCGCUCUGUUAUCGAUUACCUGGACGACCCGGAGAAGGUGGCGCUCUUCGUCAGCCCGUUGCAAAAGCAGAAAAAAGUCGGCGAUCGACUCAGGUUCGAUUGGGCCGUCGUUGGCAAAAUUCUCAAACCAAAUCACCCCGUUUGUUUCUACAUCAAAAUCGAAACUAUUAACGAACCGCUCAUCCGUCCGGGACAAUUCGACGCCGUCAUCUACCCUGGAUGUCUGGAUCGUGGCACCAAAGAUUUGCCACGUCAUUUAGCCAAAGUGGCAUUUUAUUUCGAGAGGCAAGCCAUCGCUCUAUGUCAAGAUCGAUUAAAAGAGGUGAGACAUUUGAUGGAAGGAAACUUACUGAAAUUGCGCCAGUUUCUGAUCGAGAAAAAUUGUCUCAACGAAAGUCGGCUCCUCAAACCAACACUGAUCGUUCAACCUCCGGCUGAAGACGACGAGGAUAAUAUCGAGCAUCUGGAAAGAUUGGCCCAUCAAUGGAUCUACGUAGUUACCUAUUCCGUUGAACUCAAGGACUAUUACACGACAAGUGGAUCCAAGAACAGUCAACCGACCAUUCAAGACGAAAUCAAUAACCUGAUUCAUAAAUAUGAAAUUCUCAAGAAACUCAGCAGCAAAUUAAUGAAAGAAGACUACCAACGCGUCUUGAAAAUCCUGAAAGAAGCCAAUUCAGUGGUCGGAGACGAGCUGGAAAAUCUUCUCGAUCAGCUACAAGAAACAGCGAAACAGACAAAGUUGGCUGCCAAAUAUUUAACUUGUUUACGGCGUUCCGUCGAAGCAAUUGAAAAGGUCAGGAUUUUCCCGGAAACUAUCAGAGGACAACACGUAGCUCCACUUGUCGACCUGCCGGCUAUUUAUCAAGGUAAAUCAAGCGUGUGUAAUGUUGCGCUACAAAUAAUUCAUCACAACAGUCUUCCUAAUGUUUUUCCUCCACAUUUUUUUAUUGGAUUUGAAAAAAUAAAUAAAUAA